UGCACGACUCUCGCCUCCGCAGUGCACUACUGGACAGCGUUCAGCACAGGACAGCUCUGUUUGCACCGAGCAGCACUUGCGAGAGCGCGCAGCAGCACAGAGCAGGCUACUACAGGACAGUUUAGAUACAGUCACAGUGACGCGCCGACCAGUCACAUCCCACCAAGUCCCCCUUCGCGGCUUCUUCGGACGGGAGUGAAACAUGCUCCAUAUACACUGCGCGGCAACAUCACUGGAGUUAUUAUGAUCAGUUCACCUUCUACCUGCUCCUUGCAUAGGGUUUGCAAUUGAUUUGAGAUUAGAAGAUAAACACAGAUAAGGACUGUCGCAUCAUGGGUACCUUGUCGCUGGUGUUGCUGAGUGGAGUGGUGGUGUUGGCACUGGGCUCUAAGCUGCAGCAGGCGGUGCAGGAGGAGGAGGAGGAGUGUGAGUCGGACCAUUACACCCUAUCAGGGGAGUGCUGUUACCAGUGCCCGCCCGGCGAGGGGGUCAUCACGCCCUGCGGAGCCGGUCAGACCGUCUGUGAGCUGUGCCAGGACAGUGAGACCUACUCGGAGACGUACAGCCACACAGAGCGUUGUAAAACGUGCACCGAGUGCCUGAGCAUGAUGCGCAUGCAGACGCCGUGCACCGACUCCAACGACGCCGUGUGCGUGUGCGACUACGGCUCCUUCCUGGGGCCGGUGUCGGGCCGCUGCGAGCGCUGCACGGUGUGCCCGCGCGGCGAGGGCGUGCUGCUGGGCUGCGACCACGACCGCGACACCAUAUGCGAGCCGUGCCUGGACAGCUCGUACUCGGAGCGCGACAGCUCGCUCGACCCCUGCCUGCCCUGCACCAUCUGCGAGGACAACGAGGAGCUGAUGCGCAACUGCACGCCGGAGCAUGACGCCAUUUGCCACGACCCCAACGCCCCCACCUACUCCACCACCCUGUCUUACCUCUUCCCCUCGGAUGCCAACCCGUCGCUGCCCGACGACUCGCUGAGCCCCACCCCCGGGGGCGAGUCCACCACGGCCAACCCCAGCUCGCCGCGCUACAUCGGCCACGGCUUCAACGAGAACCUCAUCCCCAUCUACUGCUCCAUCCUGGCCGCCGUGGUGGUGGGCCUGCUGGCCUACAUCAUCUUCAAGAGGUGGAACAGCUGCAAGCAGAACAAGCAGGCGGCCAACAACCGCGCCGCCACGGCCAACCAGACGCCGUCGCCCGAGGGCGAGAAGCUGCACAGCGACAGCGGCAUCUCCGUGGACAGCCAGAGCCUCCAGGAGCAGCAGGCGGCCCAGCAGGCGCAGCAGGCCCAGGCGCAGGCGCAGAGCCCGGGGCAGGGGCCCACGCAGUCACUCUCCCAGACGCAGAUGCAGACGCACGCGCCCGAGCAGAUAGUGGUGAGGAUGGACGGGGCAGGCCAGCCGGACUCCCCCCCUGCUCAAGCCUGAGGAAGAUGACGGAGGAGGAAGAGGAGGCAGCAGCAGCAGGGGCGAGAAGAUGGCGGACGAGGGAGCAGGGAGCCGUUCUCAUCGUCCUCUCGUCGUGAGAAAAGGGGCGCGUUGUUGCCCCAUGUGAAGCACCUCUAGCAUGUGACUGGAUGGGAGCAGGCUCACCACCAGCCCUCCUUGGUGUGGACCAGUUGAACUUCCUGGAGCAUCCUGGUGUGAAAUCCUUCCUCAACCUGAAUGCUUCACCAAGCUCUGCUCACCAAACAUUAACCCCCCUCAACCCACACACACACACACACACCUACGCAGGCACACACACACACACACACACACACUCACACACACACACACACACUCACACACACACACACACACACACACACACACACACACACGCACACACACACACACACACACACACACACACACACACACACACACCUACACACACACACACACACACACACACACACACACAAACAGACUCUUUUACCACAGCAAUCACACAAUCCCUCUAAAAGACUUGGAAAGGCCCCCGGCCCCAAAGCCCUGUCAGUCACAGUGUUGAGCAUUCUCCUCCCCUUUUAUACACAGCCCAUCCUCACUUCACAACAACAACUGCAUCCCAAGGGGCUCCCAGCAUGUGAACUCAAUCAGUCCUACCAACAGUAGAGAUGCUACCGCUAUCACGCUAUAACGCUAUCAGACCAUAUGGACCCACAGCCUCCACCACCAUACACUCCACCCAUCACCUACACAGCCUCCACCACCACACACUCCACCCGUCACCUCCCAUAGCCUCCACCACCAUACACUCCACCCAUCACCUACACAGCCUCCACCACCACACACUCCACCCGUCACCUCCCAUAGCCUCCACCACCACACACUCCACCCAUCACCUACACAGCCUCCACCACCAUACACUCCACCCGUCACCUCCCAUAGCCUCCACCACCAUACACUCCACCCAUCACCUACACAGCCUCCACCACCACACACUCCACCCGUCACCUCCCAUAGCCUCCACCACCAUACACUCCACCCAUCACCUACACAGCCUCCACCACCAUACACUCCACCCAUCACCUACACAGCCUCCACCACCACACACUCCACCCGUCACCUCCCACAGCCUCCACCACCAUACACUCCACCCAUCACCUACAAAGCCUCCACCACCACACACUGCCCCAUCACCUGCGCAGCCUCUACCACCACCACCACACACUCCUUCGAUCACCUCCAUUGCAGCAUCACUGCCAACUCUGACCUCUGACCUUCCACUAACAGACGGGUGGAGCCCCUAAAAGGAUGGAGAGGAGUGCAGGGGCUGAGGCAAAGAUGAAGUUGCUCUCUCUCUCCCUCUCUCUCUCCCUCUCUUUCUCUCUCUCUCUCUCUCUCUCUCUCUCAUGCCUGUGUGCUUUUGUCCUUCCUCUUUUUCAUUUCAUUGCCAGAUUUUUAUUUUUCAUGGCCUUCCUGAUCACCUCAUCCUGCCAUCCUGCUGCUCACAUUCAUGCUGGCAAACAUGAUCAUCACACCACAUACAUAUGUGUGUACACACACACACACACACACACACACACACACACACACACACCACACACGCGUACACACAUACGCAGAUACACACACGCGCAAUGGAUGUGUCAUAUUCCCGCCAGCGCUCUCGCUAUCGGGGUUCAUGUUUCUGUUCACAUUGGCGCUGCCCUUGCCCUGGGUCUGCAGUGCGCUCUUGGGCGCGCUCCUGUUUUUCUUUCCUCCGUCUCCCUUUCAUUUUUUGCUCCUUCUCAGUUUCAUCCUCUCUUCUUCCAACUCACUCGCUCUCCUUCUCCCUUUCUGUUAUUCACUUCUACCGAAAUAACAUCUUGGCUCUCUGUCAAACUGCAGCAAGAGGAGCAUUAACUGUUGCACCGACUGCCUCAACUGCCAUCCAGAAGGGGAUUUAUCAUAGCUCCCAGAUCAGUGUCAUAAACUCAAUUCUGUAGGUGCAGCAUGUAGCCUGGGCCGAGAGAAGCUGACACCAGAUCAGCCGAACGACACACACGCCAGUAGCUGAGCUCACUCUUCUGUUACUCAGCUGCAGGUUUAGUCAGCCUCGUGCUACAGUCUACAACAGACGGAGUUCUUCUGACUCCAGGUGAUGUCCAGAUGAUGUCUGCUGGACAUUAGUGGACGUCACCCCCUCUCUUAUCAUCUCCUUUGGCCUUUUUAUAUUCCGCUUUGAUUUCUGUUUCGCGUGACUUGAUGAACACUCCAACCAACGGCAGCCAACACAAAUCCUAUCUGUCUCCCCGGCAUCUGUGAUGUAAUCAUAGAACAGGAAAGACUGCAUCCUGCGUCCAACCCUGUAGGGGGAGAGCGGGGGGGGGGGAGAGAUUGGCUCUGGAUUGAAAUACAAGCUCUGGGGUUAGUUUAGUGUUGCUUUUAGCCGAGCCCACAUCCAGAAAUGUCUCCUGUGUUUUCUGUUUAUAGUUCUCUUUCUCUCGCUCGUCUCUCGAUGGGCUUUGGCGUGGUGUGGCUUUCACAGCCAGCUCAGCAGUGGAGCUCCGUG
This is a messenger RNA of Sardina pilchardus (European sardine), 3987 nucleotides long. RefSeq names its product nerve growth factor receptor a (TNFR superfamily, member 16) (gene ngfra). NCBI's taxonomy places the organism in Eukaryota, Metazoa, Chordata, Actinopteri, Clupeiformes, Clupeidae. The transcript is spliced from 6 exons. The record is from RefSeq and is a predicted model, not a curated record. The coding region runs from base 333 to 1433 and encodes 366 amino acids. Gene Ontology annotation, molecular function: death receptor activity; nerve growth factor binding; coreceptor activity. Gene Ontology annotation, biological process: Rho protein signal transduction. Gene Ontology annotation, cellular component: plasma membrane; cell surface.